Populus euphratica (Euphrates poplar) is the source of this 582-nucleotide messenger RNA. RefSeq names its product pEARLI1-like lipid transfer protein 1. NCBI's taxonomy places the organism in Eukaryota, Viridiplantae, Streptophyta, Magnoliopsida, Malpighiales, Salicaceae. The record is from RefSeq and is a predicted model, not a curated record. Bases 25 to 378 code for a protein of 117 amino acids. The transcript has a single exon.
AUUGUCAAGUCACCACCACCACCAAUGGUGAAGUCACCACCACCACCAAUUGACAAUUCACCGCCGCCACCACCAAUGAUCAAGUCACCACCACCUCCAUCAUUACCAAAAGGCACUUGCCCUAGAGAUACCUUGAAGUUGCAAGCAUGCGCAAAUGUGCUGAAUUUGUUGACAAUCUUUGUUGGUGAAAAAGAAAAGGCCAAAUGCUGCAGCCUCAUUGAUGGUCUUGUUGAUCUUGAUGCUGCUGUUUGCCUUUGCACUCGAAUCAAAGUUGAUCUCUUGGGCGUUAUUAAGUUAGAUGUUCCUGUUGCCGUGGAGUUGUUGCUCAACGAAUGCGAUAGGAAGGUCGCAAAAGAUUUCAAGUGUCCGCCCUCCUAAGUCCUUCAGUUUAAUAAAUUGCCGCGUAUAAUUUAGCUUUCCUUGCUGUCUCUCCCCACCUCAUUUUAUUUUUCUUUGGACUUUAGCAAGGCUUUUGCUGGCUCGUGCCAUAAACAUUGCUAUAUCAAUAAACGCUGUAAUUUGAGAUUAGUGUAGUGACUAGCUUGAAAGGCUCGUAAUCUAUUUCUAUUAUGCUGCAAUAAU